AUGCAGGGAAGUAUAGCACCAGCUGUGCGGGCAAGUGGGCUGUGUUGCCAUUGCGGCAGAGGCCUUCCAUACGACACAUACUACUUCUGGUGCCUCUUCUGCGAUCUCACUGUCUGCGCUAAUUGUCCCGGCUCUCAUCCUGCUGUCCAUCAACCAUACUACAAAUAUAUGCUUAAUCGUACAACGCCCCGAGGUGCACGGCCUUCGCAGUCGCUUUGCACAAAAUGCAGACAACUGUCCCAUUGCGGUCUGUCGUGCAACGACUGUGAAUUCAAUCUUUGCGUGAACUGUAUGACUACGAGCCGUGAUACGCUGGCUAAUCAUCCUCAUGGCAAGAUGACCAUUACUAAAGCCCCAGAUGACUUUGGGCUGGGCAUGUAUGAUGUGCAGUGUGACAGCUGCCGAGCUGGUGCAACCCUUUCUCACUGUGGCCGUUGCUGCAAUGUUGAUUAUAAUGCUCAAAUCCGCUUCUGCGAAGAUUGUCAAGCACCGGGACAAAGGGAGCAUGAUCCGACACAUAGAUUUGCUUCAUUUCUCUACCGAGUCAAUACCAAUAAGGAUGCAAGAUAUAACGCUGUCAAGUGUCUAGACUGCAAAUCCAGGACAUCGACCACUAGUGUGCCAUUCAGCGGUCGUGAGCUUGCGCGUCAUCCACAUUCACGGUUCCAGCUUAUCAUGGGCGAAGCAGAAAGAGAUCGCAGGAAUUUCCACAGUCAUAGAACUUGUGCACGCAAACCAGUCCGAGACAUAGCCACAGUAUCCGCCGAAGCUCACGAUAUUGUCUGCGGCUGCUGCAAUCAGAAAUUUCCAAUGGGAUCACGUGUUUUCAUGUGUCCUACGUGCACUAUGAUCGCCUGUGAGACCUGUGCUGAUUUUGGCGGAGCUCGCUCGCACCCCCAUAUCAUGAUCCCGGUCUUUUUACAGUGGACUGUUCCUCCCGUUCUCCUGGGACAAGUCAGAGCAAAUUCGAUUGUCAAGGCUUGCGCUAAAUGCGAUAAAUCAAUUGUGCCUGAUAGUGACAGCUACAUUGAAUGUAAUUAUUGCCAAGUGUGGGAUAUAUGCCUCGACUGCACGAAAAAGACCAACAUGCCGGUUCGCCACGCAUGUCUUGAAGCUGUCGAGAUGACUCUUUUUGAUCCCAUAAAGCCAGGCCACGACAGUCUCGUUACGCAGGUCUUGGCGGCACAGAAAACGAUGACAAGUGGCGUCCCAUUGCAACUACAGCCCGUUCGUCAACAGUCGUUGUCAAUCAGACGCAAGCCCUCUUCCAAUGGAUCAUCAUCGAUCUCAUCUAUUUCACCCAUUUCGCUGCCCGUCCAGCCACAAAUAACUCAAACAGCUGGCAUGCAACGACGUCCGGUAAUAUCACAACAUGGAAGUCAACUAGCAUUUAAUCAACAGUCCGUGCAACUGCCCACUGGUCUCACAUCCGCGGGACUUCCCAUGCAACAAGGGGUUCUGCCUUCGAUCCAGCCAGUCAUUCAACCGAUAGCAAGUGCCGGAGAAAUCAAACGAAAGGCAAUACAUCCGGCAAUCAUGGAUGCUUCUAGAUCUGUCAUUGACAAAUCCAACAAUGUCUCGAAGGCGGCUUAUGGGAAGGCCUCCACCAUGGUUAACGACGUAGACAAAGAGAAAUUGAAGAAUAUGGGCAAGAGCAUGGGAAAGAAAAUGGCGAGAUAUGCAGGUGCAGUCACCGGGCAAAUUAUACGACAGGAGAUACAGAACGACACAGGAAUCAGAUUGCCUCCUCUACACCUAUCCCAAAAUCCCAAUCAACAAGCUCAAACCUUGCAUGCGCAAAUGCAGGCUCAGCAGGGAAAGCAGGAAAUCGAGAAGCUACAAGCGCAGUUACAGCUGAUGCAAAAGAUGUCACAGCUUCAAUCACAGGCAGCAUUAAUGCAGCAACAGCAGCAGCUCCAACAUCAAGCAGUAGCUAACCCAACUACUGUUACUAUGUCACCGAGUAAUCCGAGCUCAUCGACACAACUUCCGGCGACAGCUCAUCUAACUCAGUCGAUCUCGUCAAUACAGGCGUCAUCCUCUCCUAUAGCACACAAUCAAACUCCGUCAACUUUCAGUGGGAAUAGUAAUAUCCUUCAUGCUACAACGGCAGUCAGUACUUCCGGAGCACAAAACCCUAAUUCCAGCAUCAUGGCAUCUGUUCCUCCAAGCGGAGUGAGCACCCCGCAGAAUGGAUUGCCAAUCACUGGCAUAACUCAUAUCCUCUCAAAUGAGGCCGUGGUUGUUCCAAGUGUCCACAAUACAAACUCCAAUGAUAUUGCUUCUAUUCCGCCGAGUGAAUCGAAUACAGUAUUGCACAAUGGAAACCCAUAUACUAGCGAUAUUGCUCCGAAUUCCCCAAGCGAGUCAACCACUGUGCAUAGUGGCAUAAUUGCAAUUCUAAAUAAUAGCAGUAUAGCUCCUAUUCCAGUCAGUGAGACGGACAUCGCACCCAUUCCCCUAUGCGAACAAACACCACCCGUUCCCUCAAUCGAUAGCAAUGCCGACUCGCCGCAUGCUGUAACUUUUCAUUCCACUGCCCAGUCACCUGCAUCAACGCAAAUGAUGGAAGCACUUAGUCUGAAUAUCUAUUCCAGUCAUCCGGUCCAGCCACAGGAUCCACAAUCACCGGUACCACAGCAACAAACACAUAAUUCAGGUACACAGGGUUCAAUAAAUGACGCCCAUUCUCAGACCGCUGGUGCCCAUUAUGAACAUCCGUCGGUAGAAGAAGACACUCAAAGUGAGAUUUUGCAGCCCGGUUCAGCAUCGGAGAACCAGGAGGCAAGUAACCCACAUGUGCAGGGAAGCGAUAACUUGUCAAACGUCAGCCACUCAGUUCCUCAACAUAACCAUCCCCAACCUGAACAUCCACAUACUGAGCACGGAAGCUUAAACACACCUUUCAAUAAUCAACCAGACAAUCAACAACAGCAAUAUCCGCCUCAGCAAGAUUCCUUGGGUACAGACCCAAACCCGUCUAACUUGCAUGAAACAGCAUCAAGCCAAUAUAACGGCUCAAGCAGUCAACAUCUUAGUGCAGAUCAGCAGUACCAAACUACUCACUCGAAUCUGUCUAGUGCUGUUACGCCAAGUCAACACCCUUAUAGCUUGCUGUCCCAGCCCAGCACUCAACACUCGCCUAACCCACAUGGUGCUUCUACGAGUCAACAUCCCAAUACACACAGCCAGCAGAACCUGCCACAAAAUCUUCAAGCAAGUCCACCGAGCCCCCAUACGGUAAAUGAACAUCCCUCUUCAAAUAACCAGCAAUGUCAAUCGCAUAACCAAGGAGCCUUCCAACCUCAGCAUCAACCUAGUCAGUUGCCGACAGGUAAUUCAUACCCUACUGGCGGUCAAUCAAACGAAUAUCAUCAGGCGCAUACGUUCAACUCUUCGGCAACAGGGACCGGCUCUACAUAUAACCACGCUAGCCCUCAACAGUCGUCAUCUCCAUUCCAACCUCAAUCUACAAUUCCGACGACUACUGCGCCGACAAUGAAUGCUAGCUCUACACAGUCUCCACCUCUACAAAGCAAUAUGCCUCCAGGAGGGAUCGGGCAAGGAAUUCCCCAAAAUCCACCCCCAGCAUAUACCCAAGCUCAAACGCAGCAACCCAAUAUGACCAAUGAUCAGCUGAACCUUCAGAAUCAGCAAAUAAUGGCAUUACAGCAACGUAUACAAGCGAUGAAUCUGCAACAACAACAGCAGCAGGCUCAGCAGGCUCAGCAGCUGCAGCUAUUGUCAAAUCAACUUCAACAACAGCAACAAAAUCAGCAAGGAGAUGGUGCACUUCAAAUCGUGGACAGUGGGUUAUCAAUUUUAAAUAAUCUCACUCAAAUGCUCGGCAAUAACAACAAUAAUAAUUCUUUGUCUGUCGGAUUGAAUAACAACAACCUGCAGCAAUUGCAGUUGCAGGAACAACAACAGGAACUACUAUCACUCAAUUACCUGAAUGAUCUACAAUUACAAAACCAACUCGACGCCGAAGCUAUGGUAGCAAUGAACGACCAAAUGCAGACAAACAUGCAAUUAGAGAACCUGAAUGCCCAACUCGCGGCUCUUAACAAUACACAGUCAAUGGAUAACUUCAACAAUAGUGCUAUCGGUAUGGGUGAUGUUAAUGUCAACAUGGAUAUCGUGGUUGAUCAGUCGUUUGACAUACAAUCUAAUGCUGGAGUAAUUGAUGUGACGGACUCUUCAUCUUUUUUUGUGGCUGAUAGUGGCAGCUUUUAG
This is a messenger RNA of Talaromyces atroroseus, 4236 nucleotides long. RefSeq lists its product as hypothetical. The record is from RefSeq and is a predicted model, not a curated record. The transcript is spliced from 6 exons. Lineage: Eukaryota; Fungi; Ascomycota; Eurotiomycetes; Eurotiales; Trichocomaceae. Bases 1 to 4236 code for a protein of 1411 amino acids.